GGAUUUUUUUUUUUUACACAGUGAGAAAAACGUUGUUUGGCGGUGCGCGAGUGUGAGACAUGUAGACCUGUAAAUCCUGUACAUAUUUCGGCAUUUCCCCAAAUGCCUGACAUCAUGGAUGUGCCCACGGCUCCUCCAGACCAAGAGUUGCGCAACAUCAUUGACAAGCUUGCCCAGUUUGUGGCACGGAAUGGACCGGAGUUUGAGCAGAUGACCAAGCAGAAACAGAAGGACAACCCCAAGUUCUCGUUCCUGUUUGGUGGAGAGUACUAUGCCUACUACCAGCACCAGGUCUCCUCACAACAGACCUCAGCGCUGAAACCCAAGGAUGCAGCGCCGCAGGCGGUGGCAGCUGUGGGUGGCGCCAACCCGCAGUGGCCGGUAGCGGCUCCCACGACGGUGGCGCUGGCACAGCUUCAGCAGCAGGUGCAGGAGAUUCAGGAGCAGAUUCGCCAGAGCGAGCAGAAUUUGGCUGCCCAACACCAGGUCCUCCUGCAACAGCAGCAGGUGCAGUUAGAUGAGGCAAUACGCAAGGCCCAAGAUGACAAGCUGACGGCACAGGCCAAGAGCUGCGACCUCGAGAUCGCAGAAUUGGAUAAGGUCCUUCAGCCUAUCAUUGAAUCCUGCACAAAGGACGCCAUCUCUGCUGGAAAGGGUUGGAUUUUCUCUCAUUCUACCACGCCGCAACGAAACGACCUAAUAUGCCAGUACCUUCUCAAGAAGGUCACCGUGCCCGGAGCACCCUUCGACAUGAAGCUUCACAUCGUGUACCUGAUCAACGACGUGCUGCACCAUUGCGUGCGCAAAAACGCCGACGGCUUGAAGCAGGCCCUGGAGCAGUUUGUGGUUCCCAUCUUCUGCACGACGAGCAUUGGCGUGGACGAGGAGAAAGGCCAGAAACUUGCCAAGUUGCUGAAGCUCUGGGAGACAAAUAAGUACUUCCCACCCCUUAUUCUUGAGCAACUGAAAAAUCCAGCCAUCUCCCUCGCCAAUUACCAAGCAAGCCUGAUAACGGAGCACGCCGCAGUGAUCACGUCGGUGACGGCAGCGGUGCAGGUCAAGUACACGCAGCUGCAGAAACAGCACCAGGACUUUGUGGCGCACCUGACAUCUCGGUUGCAGACGAUACAGUUUGGGCUUCUGCAGCAGACCAUGACUCCGGGAACGGGCAUUGUGCCGGGCCUUCCACCGCCACAACUGGUGGUUCCCCAGGGCCCCUUGGGUUCGGUGGUGCCACAGUCUCUUCCUGCCAGCACCGUGGCGCCGCCAGUCGGAGCCAUGUCGGGACCACAGGGCUCGCCGGCUGUCACUCAGCCCCUCGCCAGCUCUGGACAUGCUGCGACCGGCGCACCACAGGGCCCAGCUGCCCCAACCACGACCCAGGCCCCCGAAACCUCCCAGGGGGACUCGGAACCCCAGACUGAGACCUCCAGGGACAACGGAAAUAACCAGGAAUCCCAAGAAAUUGCCAAGGCUGCCGAAAGUGCGGCCACAGCACCGGACAGUACAAGGCCUUCUGACAGUUCGACGUCUUCGGACGGCUUGAGGUCCUCGGACGGCAUGAUGCCUUCGGACGGCAUGAUGCCUUCGGUCGGCUUGAGACCAUCGGACGGGAUGAUGCCUUCCGAUGGCUUGAGACCAUUGGAUGCUAUGAGACCAGAUGGAAUGAGACCGGACGGUAUGAGACCAGAUGGUAUGAGACCAGACGAAAUAAGACCAGAUGGGAUGAGACCAGACGUGAUGCGACCGGACAUGAUGCGACCGGACGGGAUGCGACCGGACGGGAUGCGACCGGACGGGAUGCGACCGGACGGGAUGCGACCGGAAGGAAUGCGACCAGAUGGUAUGGGCAUGAGACCGGAUGGUAUGAGGCCUGAUAUGAUGAGACCAGAUGGAAUGAGACCAGACAUGAUGAGACCGGACGGGAUGCGGCCAGAUGGAAUGCGGCCAGACAUGAUGAGACCCGACGGCAUGAGACCGCUGGACAGGAUGAGACCCUCGGACAUGCUGGUCGGCGGGGACCAGAUGGGAAGAGACAUGUUGCGUCCUGGCGGAAUGAACCAGGCGGGCGGCGGUUACGGACCGAUGCCCGGACCGCCGCACUACGGGCCGGGCGGUCCGCUGGGACCCGGCGGACACCAUGGGGGCGGCGGAGGGGGCUACAUGGGCAACGGGCCCCACAUGUCCCCCUUCGGACCCCAGCCCCCGCCGCACUACGGGAUGCCCCCCGCAGGGUACAACCACCCGCCGCCCAAUUUCAUGCACCACGGAGGUCCGCAGAUGCCGGGGGGCUACGGCGGUGGCAUGCCGCCCAGGCCAAUGCACGGCUACGACCCCAUGGGCGACGAAGGGCAGUACUACGACGACUACGACAUGGAUGGAGGACCCAGGCCUGACUACGGGAGCUUUUUCAUUGACUCGGACGCUGGGCCUUGCGAACCCCGCGCCCCUGGGCCAGGCCUGCCCGACGUGAGCCAACCGCCCCCCGGCUUUGUGCCUCUCGACUCGCAAGGCUUUCCCCCGCCGGACCUGCCGGAGGCCAUGGAAUGCCUGGUGCCCACCAUGCCCUACUUCGAGCUGCCGGCGGGACUCAUCGUGCCCCUGGUGAAGCUGGAGGACAGCGAGUACAAGGCGUUGGACCCCAAGGCCCUGCGUCUGCCGCCGCCAGCUCCCCCCAGCGACGCCCUGAUGCAGGCCGUCGAGAUGUUCUACAGUCCACCGUCCCACGAACGCCCACGCAACAGCGAGGGCUGGGAGCAGCUGGGCCUGUACGAGUUCUUCAAGGCCAAGAGCCAGGUGGUGCGGACCAAGCCCAGCCAGGACUCUGACGACGGGGGAGAGGAGGAGGACCGCAAGGGGGACAAGGGACCCAAGGACGAGGACCGGCCGCUCAGGGAGGACCCCAACCGACGCCGCUACCGGGAGAGCAAGAGUCCUCCGCACACGAAGCAAGAGGAGGAGGCGCACCGGCGGAAGAAGAAGCGGAGCCGCAGCAGGUCCGAGUCGACCUCGCCUCAACGCCGCCACAGGCCCUCGAGGUCGAGGUCGCGCUCGAGGUCACCUUCCAGGUCAAGGUCACGGUCCGUGUCCCCCUCCAAGAAGCGCUCCCCAGACCGCAGUCCGACCCCGCCGUCCUUCUUCGGCUCAUCGUAUGGUGGCGACCCAAGGGACUCGAAGCUGGACGAAUCCAACAAGGGUCAUCAGCUGCUCCGGAAAAUGGGUUGGGGAGGGGCGGGCCUGGGUGCGGCGGAGCAAGGCAUUCAGGACCCCAUCCACCCCGGCGACGUUCGGGACCGCUCGGACCUGUACAAGGGGGUCGGGAUCAGCCUGCACGAUCCGUACGAGAACUUCCGCAAGAGCAAGGGCCAGGCGUUCAUCAACCGCAUGAAAGCGCGCUCCGACGACAUCGUCGGGAAAUGAUCGCCUCGCAUCCCGCACGCUCGGGUUGCCCUCUCCUGGCUCGAAGAUGUGUGCCGCAAAGUUCUGCUUUGUCAAGUUCCACUUCGCAAAGUUGAGCUUCACAAAGCUCGACUUCGUGGGAAAUGUGACUUGCAAAGCCCGACUUCGCAAAGCUCGACUGCGCAAAGUUCGACCUCACAGAAUUUGAUUUUUUUUAAGUUUGAUUUUGCAAAGAUUGACUGUGGGAAGAUUGAUUUUGCGAAGUUUGACUUCGCGAGGCUUGACUUCGCAAAGUUUGUUUCUGCAAAGUUUGAUUUUGCAAACAUUUUGUAAAGUUCAACUUCACAAAGCUCAACUUUGCAAGGUUCGACUUCGCAAAGUUGGAAUUUGCGAAGGUGAAUUUCGCAAUGUUUGACUUCAUGGAGUACCACUUCACAAAGUUCAACUUGGUAAAGUUCGACUUCGCAAAUUUCGACUUCGCAUCUUGGUUCACUUUCACUGUACAGAGACGGGAGGGGCGGGGUUUCAUUUGCAGACGAAGUGCAUAUUCUUGGCACUCAACACACCGUUGUGAGCCUUCUUUUUUUUUUUUAAUUUUAGUUAUGCAUGUAUGAAUCGAGUCAAUAGAGGAGGAUGAAAACGGUGGCGAAUUAUUUGUGUGGCCUACGUCAGACGCGGUAUAGACUGCCCUCUACAGUGCUUCGGCCAUGCAGUCUCGACCAAAGUUUGUGCAGGUCCGAAGCACCAUCCAAGCAAGUGAGCUCAGUCCCAAAGCAGGUUAAUGGAAAUGACGCUUUUGUGUGUCAUUCUAAAUCUUUUAAUGAGUUGCAUUUCAGGCUAUGGUAGAGAUUUGUGAACACUAAUUAAACUUCAAAUGGUGCUGUGUCCAUUGUGACCUUCACUGUGCAAAGCUGACUUUGUCACCUCUGCAUUGUGAACACUAGGAUUGUCACAGCACUACUUGAUAUGAAUCACUGUUGGGGCUUUCCUGGGCCCUACUAUUUUUUUGUUUCUCACAAAUAGGUGAAGUGGAGGGUGAUAAUGCCUUGUUUGUGACAGUAGGGUGAUACCGUUAAAAGUUUUAGAAGCCACAGUUAUUUUUUUCCUAGCAGUGUCAGUGUUUACUUCAAUGUUUCUUGAGAUAUGGGACAAUGAAUGACACUCAAGCUCAAAGUCUCCGUUACAGUUUUAUUAAAAAGCUUGCGAUGGAAGCAGAAUUCCGAAAGCAGUUUGCCCGGGUUCAAAUGGAGCUGGUGUUCAACAAGAGCACAACACAUUAAAUUUGAUUUAAUCUUUAGGAUUAUUUUCACACUUAACUACACAGUGAAUAUACUUUUUGGUAUGGAGUGCAAUGCCUUCUUUUCCUAAAAUUAUAUUUUUUAACCAUUUGCUCUAUUGCUCGAGUUGUAUGUAGGGCCUGCAGACAUUUUAUGGUUCUUCAAACGGCCACUUGUGCUUUGUGGCAUUUAGCAUCCUAAAGGAUCAGCACGGUGACAUGGGCAGCACCCUGUUUAAAUGUCGAAAUCUAUGCCAUGUUGCCCCCCCGUAAGUGUCGAGAACCUUGAAAGACAAUGCUGGGACGACACAAACAAGUCAUUUUGGCUGCUGACGUUCAAAUUGCAUAUGAGCGGAUAUUUUUCAGAUCCUCAUCUUUUCAUUGUACCAUAUCAGUGUGUUUACUUAGACACUGCUGUCUCCAGCUGUAAUUGGUGGACGGAAUGGGACAUAACAAGCGAUGGUCGGUUCUGUUGCAAACUGCAGGAAAAUACUUUUGCUUUCAUACUUUCAGUGAUUGUCAAAAUACUUUCAUUGAUUGUCAAAAUUUGGUUUUUAAAAGCCCCUUUUGUUCUCCACCCAUAGCUUUAUACAGUUUGUGAAUGGAUAUGAGCGAGUUACCGCGUGCGGGAUGUUGAAUAUUGCGAAGGAUGAGGACGUUGAAGGAAGUGUCUGUCGCUAGACAUAUUAGCAGUGCUGUACAAAAUCUGGGCCACAUUAAAAAUUCAUUCCAACUGG
Ixodes scapularis (black-legged tick) is the source of this 5412-nucleotide messenger RNA. RefSeq names its product calcium homeostasis endoplasmic reticulum protein (gene scaf6). The record is from RefSeq and is a predicted model, not a curated record. Gene Ontology annotation, molecular function: RNA binding. The coding region runs from base 103 to 3420 and encodes 1105 amino acids. Lineage: Eukaryota; Metazoa; Arthropoda; Arachnida; Ixodida; Ixodidae. Gene Ontology annotation, biological process: RNA processing; intracellular calcium ion homeostasis. The transcript has 21 exons. Gene Ontology annotation, cellular component: perinuclear region of cytoplasm.